Rhipicephalus sanguineus (brown dog tick) is the source of this 669-nucleotide messenger RNA. Its product is annotated as dnaJ homolog subfamily B member 13. Gene Ontology annotation, molecular function: protein-folding chaperone binding. Gene Ontology annotation, cellular component: cytosol. Lineage: Eukaryota; Metazoa; Arthropoda; Arachnida; Ixodida; Ixodidae. Bases 1 to 669 code for a protein of 222 amino acids. The transcript has a single exon. The record is from RefSeq and is a predicted model, not a curated record.
AUGGCGAGGCGCUACCACCCUUAUAAGAACUCGGUGCCCGAAGCAGCGCAGUUGUUCAUACAAGCACGGGAGGCCUUCGUUGUACUCGACGACCCUGAGGCCCGGAAGCGGUACGACGCUUCGAUCCAACAGACCCGGGAAGGCGCCCAGGCAACCGCGACUGGAAACGAGGCAAGCUGUGAGCAAGGGCGAGAAGAAACUCCUCCGUCGAUGCCUGAGGACCCACCAGUUUACAAAGACCUCCCAUUAACGUUGGAAGGGAUAUCGAGGAGCACGACCAAUAAGUACAGGGUGACCCGCAAAAUAGGAAGCGACGACGGAGACUGCGACUACGAGGAGAGGGUAAUGACCCUCGAAAUCAGACCAGGAGUGCUAGCGGGCACAGAAUACAAGCUUCAGGAAGCGAGCGACAAGAGAAAGGGACACCUGGCCGGAGUCAUCGUGUUCGUCGUCGUAGAAAAGCCACAUCACGUCUUCAGGAUAUCUGGCAUGGACGUCAGCGCCGUGCUAAAGAUAGCGCCUGGCCAAGCCAGAAAAGGAUCGACGGUGCAAGUGCCCUUGAUCGCUGGAGCAUAUCUCAACAUAGUUGUUGCGGAUGACGUCAAAACCGGUGACACCCUGAGGUUCACCGGGAAAGGACUGCCGUCGCCAAGUGGCACCACUGGCUAG